UGCGCCGGCGCGACCAAGAUGGCGGCGCUCAGCGGUGGCGGGACGCGAUGGCGGCGGGGCUGGCUGCCCGCCCUGCAGCUGCUGCGGCACGGCUCCAAGGCGGUGACGCGGCACUGGAAGGCCAUGCACUUCCAGCGGCAGAAGCUGCUGGCCCUGACCGAGUACCUGCCCCCGCGGCCCGCCCCGCCGCCCCGCUGCCUGCCCCGGCCGGUGCCACGACAGCAGCAGGAGGACGGCUACGCCCGCGUGCUGCGUGCCCAGCUGGAGGCCACGCUCCGUGCCAGCCGCAUGGUGGCCGUGUGCCAGUACAACGCCAUGGCCGACGAGGACGUGGCCACGCUGCGGCACUUCCUGCGCCGCCACGACAUCCACGUCAAGUUCGUGCUCAACGAGGUGGCCCGGCCGGUGCUGGCGCAGUCCAAGCUCAGGAAUUUGCUGCCGCUGUUCGUGUGCAGGAACAUCCUGCUGGUGAGCCCGGAGCCGCGGGCCAGGGAGAUGCUGAGAGUGCUCAAGGGGGUGCCCCAGGUCAUCCUGCUGGGCGCCUGCAUCGACGACACCAUCCUGAGCCGGCAGGGCGUGGAGAGCGUGGCGCGGCUGCCGCCGCUGGAGCUGUGCCGGGGCCAGACGGCGGCGGCGCUGUCCGCGCUGCCCGCGCAGACCUGCUCCCUGCUGCAGCGCGGCCCCGCGCACCUCGCCGCGCUCCUGGAGCAGCACCUCCGGCAGCUGCGGGGCGCGGGCGGGGCCGCGGAGCCAGCCCCGGGCCCGGGGAAACAGUGACACCGGGCACCGGGACCGGCUC
Messenger RNA from Melospiza georgiana, 799 nucleotides. It is a transcript of the gene MRPL10, whose product is annotated as mitochondrial ribosomal protein L10. The record is from RefSeq and is a predicted model, not a curated record. Gene Ontology annotation, molecular function: structural constituent of ribosome. Gene Ontology annotation, cellular component: mitochondrial large ribosomal subunit. The transcript is spliced from 5 exons. NCBI's taxonomy places the organism in Eukaryota, Metazoa, Chordata, Aves, Passeriformes, Passerellidae. Bases 19 to 777 code for a protein of 252 amino acids. Gene Ontology annotation, biological process: translation.